AUGAUAUCUAAAUUUUUUGAAGACAUUUCAAAAUUACGUGAUAUUAAACUUGAUAAAAAUCAUACGAAAAAAAUUUUUAAAUUAAUAAGUUAUAUGUAUCUUGGGUAUAUUCAUUAUUCAUGUGAAACAAAUUUGAUUCCAAAAAAAGAUGGUUAUUUUAUGCGUGAAAAAUCAAUGCUUUUACAUAAUUUUAUUAAUUUAAUAAAUGAACUCCCAUGGAAUAUUGAUCAAUAA
Molecule: messenger RNA, 234 nt
Organism: Hepatospora eriocheir
Lineage: Eukaryota; Fungi; Microsporidia; Hepatosporidae
Source: the annotation of a GenBank genome assembly